Equus quagga is the source of this 4998-nucleotide messenger RNA. It is a transcript of the gene PLEKHG1, whose product is annotated as pleckstrin homology and RhoGEF domain containing G1. Gene Ontology annotation, molecular function: guanyl-nucleotide exchange factor activity. Bases 479 to 4651 code for a protein of 1390 amino acids. Lineage: Eukaryota; Metazoa; Chordata; Mammalia; Perissodactyla; Equidae. The record is from RefSeq and is a predicted model, not a curated record. The transcript has 18 exons.
GGAAGAGGAAGUCGGAGCCGGCGGCGCUGCAGGGCGCUCGGCGGGCCCGGAGCCGGCGCAGCGCAGCCGCCGCUUCCCUGCCGCCCCGCGCGCGCCCCGCGCCGGGAGCCGCCCCUUUCCGGAACCACAAGCGGCUGUGCCAAGUAGAGCUCACCGACAGAAGAGCCAGCCUUCAAGUAAUUAAGAGGUGACUACAUGUUCGGCUUGAGAUUGCUCAUGCUGAUGAAAAGCAACAGAUGCUUUCGCAAAGAUGAUGGAAAUAUAGGCUAACCGUCAUCCUAGCGAGGGGACCCAGGUGAAGACUGGAAGUGAGCAGUGGCUGGAAGUGAAGAAGUUAGGAGUCUGUGGGUGAAGACUUCGGCAAAACUUCAACUAUAAAAAUGCGCACCAGUUGCAUCUUGAAGCGCCAGCAGCUGUAACAGAAGUUCCAGACCCCAGGACCACAGCCAGCCCUUCCAGCUCCCAAGACCUGAAGGCCAUGGAGCUCUCUGACAGCGACCGGCCCGUCAGCUUCGGCUCCACGUCGUCCUCGGCCUCUUCCCGGGACAGCCAUGGUUCCUUCGGCAGCAGAAUGACCCUAGUUUCCAACAGCCACUUGGGCUUAUUUCCCCAGGAUAAGGAAGCGGGGGCCAUAAAGCUGGAGCUGAUUCCAGCCAGGCCGUUCUCCAGCAGCGAGCUGCCGACGGAUGGCCCAGCCGCGCCUCAGAACCUGCACCAGGGCAGUGAAAGGCAGCCCCGGGCCCAGCGGAGAGGGGAGCCCAGCGGGGCCACGAGAACGGGUGCAGAGUCGGCCACCAGCCCCAAGCUCCUCUACGUGGAUCGAGUUGUUCAGGAAAUUCUGGAGACCGAAAGGACUUACGUGCAAGAUUUAAAAAGCAUCGUAGAGGAUUACCUUGACUGCAUCAGGGACCAAACGAAACUUCCUCUGGGGACAGAAGAAAGAUCAGCCCUUUUUGGAAACAUACAGGAUAUCUACCACUUUAAUAGUGAACUUCUGCAAGAUUUGGAAAACUGUGAAAACGAUCCUGUGGCCAUCGCAGAAUGUUUCGUGUCCAAGAGUGAAGAGUUCCACAUUUACACCCAGUACUGCACUAACUACCCCAGAUCAGUGGCUGUGCUCACAGAGUGCAUGAGGAACAAGAUGCUGGCCAAAUUCUUCCGGGAACGUCAGGAAACUUUGAAACACUCCCUGCCUCUGGGCUCCUAUCUCUUAAAACCAGUUCAGCGGAUUCUCAAGUAUCAUCUGCUUUUGCAUGAAAUAGAAAAUCACCUUGACAAGGACACAGACGGCUAUGACGUGGUGCUUGAUGCUAUAGACACGAUGCAGCGAGUGGCCUGGCACAUCAAUGACAUGAAGCGGAAACAUGAGCACGCAGUCCGGUUACAGGAGAUACAGAGUUUGCUCACUAACUGGAAGGGGCCGGACCUGACCAGCUACGGGGAACUGGUGCUCGAGGGAACCUUCCGCCUCCAGCGGGCCAAGAAUGAGAGGACCCUCUUCCUCUUCGACAAGCUGCUUCUCAUCACGAAGAAGAGAGACGACACAUUUACAUACAAAGCUCACAUCCUGUGUGGCAACCUCAUGCUUGUGGAGGUGAUACCCAAGGAGCCGCUCAGCUUCAGCGUCUUCCACUAUAAGAACCCCAAGCUGCAGCACACAGUUCAGGCUAAGUCCCAACAAGACAAACGCCUGUGGGUUCUGCACCUGAAAAGACUGAUCCUGGAGAAUCAUGCGGCAAAGAUUCCGGCUAAGGCCAAGCAAGCAAUACUUGAAAUGGAUGCCAUUCAUUAUCCAGGCUUCUGUUACAGUCCUGAUGGAGAGACGAAAGCAUUUUGCGGUUCUAAAGAUGGGUCUGCCCCGUAUCGGCUGAGAAGAAAGUCUGAACCUUCCUCAAGAUCACAUAAAGUUUUGAAGACAAGUGAAACAGCACAAGACAUCCAAAAGGUUUCCAGAGAAGAAGGGUCUCCCCAGCUGACUUCAGCAGGGCCAUCUCCCGCCCAGAGGAACAGCCAGCCAAGUGGUUCUGCCUUUAUCAGCGUGCUUCGCGGGGGUGGAGCCGUCAGAAACAUCUGGACGGACCACCAGAUCAGGCAAGCCUUGUUUCCCAGCCGACGGUCCCCACAGGAGAACGAGGAUGAUGACGAUGAUUAUCAGAUGUUUGUGCCAUCCUUUUCCUCUUCGGAUUUGAACUCGAGCAGACUGUGUGAAGACAGCACUUCGAGUCGCCCUUGCAGUUGGCAUAUGGGACAGAUUGAGUCCACAGAGACCUCCAGCUCUGGCCACAGGGUUGUUAGGCGGGCCAGCAGUGCUGGUGAGAGCAACACGUGCUCUCCUGAAAUAAGAAUUAGGGACAGUGAUGGCUCUCACUACAGCCCCCGAAGGGAACUGCAGAAUGACCCUAAAACAGAAGGGCAGGAUGGAAUGACUCCCUUUGGGUCAUCUAUAGAGUUGACUAUUGAUGAUAUAGACCAUGUCUAUGAUAACAUAAGUUACGAGGACUUAAAAGUAAUGGUUGCUAAACGGGAAGAGGCUGAAUCCACUCCCCUCAAAUCAGCCAGGGACUCUGUUCGCCCCAAGAGCACCCCGGAGCUAGCUUUCUCAAAGAGGCAAGCCGGCCAUGAGAAGAGCUCUCUGCACACCAAGAGAGAUGGAGCUCUCACGGGUCCAGAGGCCUUGAACCAAAGCACACAUGAGCUCCAGGUGGUUGAGGAGAACAUUUAUGAUACUAUCAGGGUCCCAGAUCCCCCCUCCCUGGAUUUCAAAUGUAGCAGCCUAAAGCGGGCCAAAAAGAGCACCUUCUUGGGUCUGGAGGCCGACUUUGCAUGCUGUGACAGUCUGAGGCCCUUUGUUUCCCAGGACAGCCUCCAGUUCAGCGAGGACGAGACACCUUACCACCAGGUACCCUCUGAUCGUGAUUAUUUGAGUUUGCUGUAUAGCUCUUCCAGCUGCAACUUGUCUGUGACCGAUAAGUCUAUAUCUGAUAAACUGUCUGAAGAAGUGGACGAAAUCUGGAAUGACUUGGAGAAUUACAUCAAGAAAAAUGAGGACAAAGCCAGAGACCGGCUCCUCGCAGCAUUUCCUGUUAGCAAAGAUGACGUGCAGGACAGGCUGCAUGCCGAGAGCACCCCUGAGCUGAGCAGAGACGCGGGGCGGUCCGUGUCCAUGCUCUCCCUUCCCGAGAGCCACACUUUCCUGUCACAGCGGAAAGACAGGCCUGGCAGAGCCAGCCGGGCCCACUGCCCAUUCGAAGAUGACCUGAUUUCUAAAGAAGGCUCCUUUAUGAGUCUAAACCGGCUCUCCCUGGCCAGUGAGAUGCCUUCCAUGGAAAAUACCUAUGACUUGGCCACCAGCAGUCUCUCCCAAACAGACCUGGAAACCCCUGAGCCUGGGAUGGAUGCCACAGAUAAGACAAAAAGCAGGGUUUUUAUGAUGGCCAGGCAGUACAGCCAGAAGAUCAAGAAAGCAAAUCAGCUUUUAAGAGUGAAAAGCCCAGACUUGGAGCGGCCUCCGGCCAGCCAGCAGCAUAAAUCUGUGCCCAAAGAUCUGGCAGCCAUCUUAGAAGACAAGAAGCAAGGAGGGCCUGCCAUCGGUGCCAGGAUUGCUGAGUAUUCCCAACUGUAUGACCAGAUCGUGUUCAGAGAGCCUUCCUGUGAGACUCGGAGGGAGGACUGGACCAGCCCUCAAGACUCCUCCACCCUCACGUCUACAUCGCCUUCCCAGGCCCAACAUGGGAGCCAGGAUUGGCUUCUGCAUUCGACCUAUAGUAAUGGAGAGUUAGCAGAUUUCUGUCUCCGACCAGAGCAAGACUUGAAGUCAAAAUAUUCCACUUUUGAGAUCAGUCCAAAAAGUACUCCAAGACAGUUGUCCACCGCUUGCUCCGUGCCUUCUCUUCAAACCUCUGACCCUCUGCUGGGCUCCAUACAGAGACACAGCGUGGUGGUCAGUCAACCCAACAAAGAGAACUCCCUUCAGGGCUAUCCUUACAACUCUUUGGGUCGGAAAGGAAUCAGUGCUAAAUCUCAGCCUUAUAACAGGUCCCAGUCCUCUUCCUCCAUCUUAAUAAACAAGUCAGUGGACUCCAUCAACUACCCUAGUGAAAUGGAAAAGAAACAGCUGCUGUCUUUACACAAAAGUUCCAGGUGUGACAGUCACCAGGAUUUGCUGCCAGGUAUCGCUGACUCAUGUCAACAGGGCCCUGAAAGACGCUCAGAUCUCACCCUCCAAGACUCACAGAAAGUUCUGGUGGUAAAUAGACAUUCACCUUUAAAUGCCCAAAUAGCUACACAGAACUAUUUCUCCAAUUUCAAAGAGACUGAAGGAGAUGAAGAUGACUAUGUGGAGAUAAAGUCAGAGGAAGAUGAGUCAGAGUUGGAGCCAUGUGACAACCGUAGGAGGAAAUCUGACCCAAAGAUGGUAGAUGCCGACUUUCCUGAUGUCUGCAGCAACAACACCGCUUACUCUUUGAAUAGUCCAUGUACUCCAAAGAAACCAAUAAGCGGCAAACUUGGGAUUUCACCAUAUCUGACGUCAUACAACGAUUCUGACAAACUGAAUGACUAUCUCUGGAGGGGCCCAUCUCCCAAUCAGCAAAAUAUUGUCCAGUCUCUGAGGGAAAAAUUUCAGUGUCUUAGUUCAAGCAGCUUUGCCUGAGAUUCUUAAUAGCAGCUGCCUGAAUUAAUUUCUUAUCAUGCUCAUACAUUACAGACACUGAGAGGUGUUUUAUAUGUACCAGAUUAAAACAAUUUUGUAAUAACCUGAGGUGUAAAAUAUACUUUCUUUUCACAGCACGACUUUUUGAAAUGGCUGCCCAUCCAGCCAGGAUUGUACUGUAACAGAUGUCAGUAGCUCACAGUGUGUUUUCUGAUACUGAUUGUCUUCAUGUUUCAUGUAAGUCAAUCUCACUCGAAAAUUUUUAGGCUUUUUUUUUUUUUUUUUGCUUGAGGAAGAUUAGCCCUGAGCUAACAUCUGUGCCAAUCUUCCUCCAUUUUAUAUGUGGG